Molecule: messenger RNA, 1233 nt
Organism: Vitrella brassicaformis
Lineage: Eukaryota; Vitrellaceae
Source: the annotation of a GenBank genome assembly
CGCGUCUUCAACUUCAAGUUCAAGCCCGACUCCCACUUUCGUUCCACAUUCGCUUUCCCCAUGACUGACCAGCAGCAGCAGCGUCGCUCUCCUUCCAUUGUGGUUACCGCGCCAAUGCAGCUCCAUCAGCAGAGUCAGCCCCACGCUGCCGUACUCGCGGCCUCGUACCCCACGGGCCCUUUCUUCCAGCACCAGCCCUCGUUCGGUGCGUCGUUCGGGUCGCCACCGCCGCCCCUGCAGCUCCAGAGACCGGGAGGCGACAACCAGCCCGCUCAGCCCGUCGCCUCACCGGUGCACCUCCAGAAGCACGUGGGGUUCCGUUCGCCGAGGUACAUUCCGUCGCCUGCUCACUCCACCAGUGGUUCGCCCAAUCGUUCGUCGCUGCUGGGGAUGCCGCCCGGCGACAUCCGACCCGCUCCGCCCGUGUAUGUGCCGACGCCACGGUACUCGUACCUGCCUCGCGGCAGCCAGGUGCUGAGCAUGUACAGCGCCCAGCAGCCGAUGUCGGUGCACCCGCUGCUGGUGACGGAGCAGGGGUUGAGUCCGGUGUCGACCUAUCGUGUGUCGGGGGGUUCGUUGGCCUACGGGGAGGGGGCGCCCUCGUCGCCCAGCGGGUCGAUAUCGCCUCCACCACACAUGAUGCAGGGGGGGUCAUCGCCGCUGGCUCGGUGCGAGAAGUGGACCGACGCCGCGAACAUCUUCAAGGCGCGCAUUGGGUAUUCGCUGCCGGGGCUGCGCGAGGACUUCGCGGCGGUAUAGAACACGAAAGGAGGGAGGGAGGAACGAAGAGAGACACGUGCUCUUUGGUGUGUGGGUGUGGUUGGGUUGUGGAUUUUCAGGUUGUGUCGGUGUUUGACAAGGAGUUCCAGACGUUGAAGGCCCGGCUGGAGGAGACGACCAAGCGGCUCGAUGACGUGCUCGCCAAUAUCGAAAAGGAAAAGGAAACCACUGAUAAACCAAAAAAAGAGCAUUAAUCCUGAAGGUACGAUGGAUGCAUCGCACAGCUACGCAGGCCGGAAGGGAGACGCGAUUGUUCUUUCUUUGCUGUGUUCGGCAGGGUGCGGUGCGUGGAAUGGCUGAAGGGUUAUGGAAUCAUGUGUGGAUUCAUGUGUGCAUUUGUGGGCUGAAGGACUGACAUGACAUGGGUGGAGAGUGACUCUCAAAGCAGAGUGGUAUGAGCCGAUGGAUGACACGGCCGGUCGCUCUCGCAUGGGGUACUUAAACAUGCACUGC